AUGAGAGGGCUCCAAGUAUCUUCCAACUACCAUACUUACACCCCACCACCUCCCCCACAUCCACACUCCACCACAUCUUCUCCCACAGAAACUUCACCACCUCCUCCACCGAAUAUGCAGGCCAGGUCCACAGACAUUCCAUCAUCCUCAUUUCAACCUGAGGAAGUCACUCAAACUCACCUAGCAGAGGUACGACAAGCAGUGGAGAUCCUACAAGAUGAGCUUCAUCAUGCCCUCGACGCAGCAAUUGACCACCGGCGUGCGUUUGAAGAUCGAAUAGAGGCCAAGAUUGAUGCUUUUCAUCAAAUGAUGCUCCGCAACACCUCCACUACCACCCAAACAUCAUCCGAAACAACUCCCACCUCUGCUACACCUACCAUUUCCUUUGGUAGCAUUGCAUCAAUUGGCUUGUCUAUUCCAACCACACCAGCCCCUACCAACAUCACUUCCACUUUUCAACAUUCCCCCCACACUCCACCGUACACAUCUGCCCCAAACAUAUACUCUACCACCACGUCCCUACCUGCCUUCUCCUUUCAACAUACUCCUCCUCAGCCGCAAAUACAACACCACUAUCCUCCAUCCACUCAUCCCCAGCCCCGCCCUCACCUGUUCCAUAAUAACAUCCCACAACUACACAACCUACAACACCAGCCCCAAUUUCAAACCCAACAACACCACUACCGACCUCCGAAAGUGGAACUGCCUCGAUUCAUGGGCGACGAUGUAUCCGGUUGGUUUGCUAUGGCCGAGAGAUACCUCAACCAACAACGAAUAUCCCCAGAGGAACGAAUAGCAACUGUGGCAGCUCACUUGCGUCCUAAUCCAUCGUUAUGGAUGAACUUCUUCGAGCAACGCAACCCUUAUGCCACUUGGGAUCAGUUUCGAGUGGCCUUCUUAGAGCAAUUUGGUGGUGGCUCUAUUACUGAUUACAAAACAUGUAUCUCUCGCCUCCAGCAGCGUUCCUCCGUCGAUGCCUUCAUCUCUGAAUUCACGGUAUUGGCUUGCCGGAUUCCAGAUUGGCACGAUAAUGAUUUUCUGUCCAUAUUUAUCGGUGGGUUGAAGCCAGAAAUACAACAUGACGUCCGGAUAAUGGACCCCACAACCUUAGCCACGGCUCAACGAUUAGCACGCCGCUUGGAGAUCAAAAACAAUGACAAAGCACUUGGCCGUUUUCCUCGUCCGUUCGCCUGGCAAGCUGCAAACAGACAAACCACCUCUGGCCCUGCCACAUCCCUUUCUCCACUUAUACCCAACUCAAACCCCCUUCAGCUUUCUCAGACCCGUGCCCAAUCCACCCCAUCCCCCAUCAUUCCACAAUCAACUUCCCAAAACCCAAGACAUGGUCCCAAUGUUCGCUCUUGGCUUUCACAAUUUCAACGGGAACGUCGUGCUCUGGGUUUAUGCUAUCAGUGUGACGAGAAAUGGCACGACAAGCAUGUAUGCAAGCGACCAGUGUUGGCCCUUCUGGAAGACUCAAACCCAUGCGAACCCAUUGAUUCAUUAGCAGUUUCGGAAGAAACAGAAUUUACCGUGGUACAGGACGAGGCACUGGCCAUCCAUGCCAUCACUAACACCAAGGUAAGUGAGAUGAUGAGAUUUCUGGGCACAGCCAACAAUCACCCAAUCCGGAUCUUUGUCGAUUGUGGCUCGGCCAUGAAUUUUCUCAACCCAGAGGUCGCAUCCAAAAUUGGUUGCGUCAUUCAGCCUCCCACCUCCAUGCGUUUCAAAUCUGUCAGCGGAGAGCCGCUUAAGGCGUCGGGUACGGCCACAGAUGUUAAGAUUGCUUUCCAAGGAUACGAAUUCACCAAUUCCUUCAUGCUCUUACCUGUGACGGAUUGCGACUUGUUGCUUGGAGUUCAAUGGUUAGAUAAUCUCGGGUUUAUUGGGUGGCAUUUCGCAGAGAAAGUCAUGGCAUUCACUGCAAAUGGGCGUUGCCAUGUCUUGAAGGGUAUUACAGCAAAAACGUCCACAUUGGACCAGAAUGAGUUGUGUGCUCUAUUAUCUUCAGAUCAACUGGAAUGCUUCAAACCCGGGCUCAAGCCCACGGUCCAACAUGAGACAAUCCACCCACCACAAGUCCAACAACUCCUCACCUCCUAUGCAGAUUUAUUCUCUGCACCCAUUGAAUUACCACCCAGACGAGCCAUUGAUCACUGCAUUCCUUUACAACCGGGCACCGCUCCGGUCAACGUCCGACCAUAUAGAUAUGCUCAUUCACAGAAAUCCGAGCUGGAGUCACAGGUAAAGGAAAUGCUUGCACAAGGUAUCAUACGACCAAGUCGGAGUCCCUUUUCCUCACCGGUCUUGCUUGUUCGCAAAAAAGAAGGCACAUGGCGCUUUUGUGUUGAUUACCGCGCCCUCAAUGCCGUAACAAUUAAGGAUCGCUUUCCUAUUCCGGUGGUGGAUGAACUCCUUGAUGAAUUACAUGGAGCCACUUACUUCACCAAGCUUGAUCUACGUUCUGGCUACCAUCAAAUUCGCAUGAAUAAGGAAGACAUUCCCAAAACAGCCUUCCGAACUCAUGAAGGGCACUAUGAAUUUGUGGUAAUGCCUUUUGGGUUAUCUAAUGCUCCUUCCACUUUUCAAGCAUUGAUGAAUGACUUGCUUAAGAUGUUUCUACGUAAAUGUGUACUUGUAUUCUUUGACGAUAUCUUGAUUUAUAGCAAGGAUUUGGAAUCUCACAUGCAACAUCUUGAGAUGGUUUUUCGUAUUCUCCAUGACAACAAGCUGAAGCUUAAGGAAAGCAAGUGUGUUUUUGCGCAACACAAAGUUCAAUAUUUGGGCCAUGUCAUUUCAGGGGAAGGAGUGGCUGCUGACCCAGAAAAAAUAACUUGCUUGCUUAAUUGGCCGAAGCCCACCACUGUCAAAGCCAUGAGAGGUUUUCUGGGGCUCGCCGGGUAUUACCGAAGGCUAGUACGCAACUUUGGCAUUAUUGCACAACCCCUUACUCAAAUGCUCAAAGCAAAUCAGUUCCAAUGGUCUCCUGCUGCCGACACAGCCUUCGAGCAGCUGAAACAGGCAGUCACCACCACUCCAGUCCUAGCUCUCCCAGACUUCUCCAAACCCUUUACGGUAGAGACUGAUGCCUCCGGCACCGGUAUCGGCGCAGUUCUGUCCCAAGAUCGGCAUCCCAUCGCUUACUUAAGCAAGGCCUUAUCAUUGUAUCACCAAAAUAGCUCCACCUAUGACAAAGAGAUGAUGGCAAUCUUAUUUGCGGUGAGCAAAUGGAGGCACUACCUCUUGGGCCGCCGAUUUACAAUCAUCACUGACCACCAAACCUUGCGCCAUCUCCUUAACCAACGGAUUUCCACUCCGUCACAACACCGGUGGCUUUCUAAAUUGAUGGGUUAUGAUUAUGUGAUUGAGUAUCGUGCUGGUGCCCACAACACAGUCCCAGAUGCCCUUUCAAGACAAUUUGAGGUUUGUCCAAUCAUCACCAUCUCUGCCCCUGUAUGCGAUUUUGUGCAGCAAAUUGAUCAGGCUUGUUCUCGUGAUGACGAGGCUCGGUCCAUUAGGCAGGCACUACUGGCCGGUACGCCAACGAAGGUAGGGUAUUCUCUGGUCAAUGAUCGGUUGCACUACAAGAAUCGCAUCUUCGUGCCCCAGUCAUCAGAAUUCAGAGCCAAAUUGUUGUUUGUAUUUCAUGCCUCUCCCCAAGCAGGUCACUCGGGCUAUCUCCGCACCUAUGUGCGCCUCGCUCGCAACUUUGCUUGGCCGGGUAUGCGUAAGCAUAUCAAACAGUUUAUUGCGGGGUGUGACCAAUGUCAACGACAAUCGUAUGAGACGAUUAGACCACCUGGCCUUUUGCAACCUCUGCCCAUCCCGGAUGAGGUCUUUACGGAUAUAUCGAUGGACUUUAUCGAUUGA
Molecule: messenger RNA, 3870 nt
Organism: Argentina anserina (silverweed cinquefoil)
Lineage: Eukaryota; Viridiplantae; Streptophyta; Magnoliopsida; Rosales; Rosaceae
Exons: 1
Coding region: 1-3870 (1289 amino acids)
Source: RefSeq, a predicted model, not a curated record